Cornus florida is the source of this 2191-nucleotide messenger RNA. RefSeq lists its product as uncharacterized. Bases 154 to 2028 code for a protein of 624 amino acids. Gene Ontology annotation, molecular function: catalytic activity. Lineage: Eukaryota; Viridiplantae; Streptophyta; Magnoliopsida; Cornales; Cornaceae. The transcript is spliced from 25 exons. The record is from RefSeq and is a predicted model, not a curated record.
GUCACCAAUAUUUGGCCUCUGAAAAUUCACAUCCUCCACCUAUAUAAAUACACCCGCCAUUUCAUCUAAAUGAAACAUUGCCAACAAAGAGAUUCAUACACAUACACAUAUACACAUACACACACACAAUUACACACACAACAUUAUUGAAAUAUGGGUGCUUUUGUGAUUCCUCGUGGCCUCCUCAUUGUUCCUAUUCUUGUUCUUCUGUUUGUGUCUUAUAGCUCAGCAACAGAAGUGGUCACUAUUGAUGUUUACAAAGCUAAAGCUCUUCUCCAUUUAGGAUACACUUAUAUUGAUAUCAGGACUGAAGGACAGUAUAAGAAUGGUCACGUAGAUGCAAAGAAAAUUCUGAACAUUCCUUACAUGUUCAAUACCUCCGAAGGUAGGGUGAAAAAUCCUGAUUUUGUGAAGCAGGUUUUAUCAGCUUGUGGCAAAUAUGCUCGUCUCGUCGUGGGUUGUCAAACUAGAUCGUGGUCCAUUAAUGCAACUACCGAUCUUGUUAAUACUGGUUUCAAGCAUGUAUUCAACAUGGAUGGGGGAUAUGCAGCAUGGGUGGAGAAAGGGUUCCCUGUGAAAAAACUCUCUGGAACAGAAGUGGUCACUAUUGAUAUUUACAAAGCUAAAGCUCUUCUCCAUUCCGGAUAUGGUUAUCUUGAUAUCAGGACUGACGACGAGUUCAAAAAUGGCGUUGUAGAUGUAAAGAACAUUCUAAAUAUCCCUUACUUGUUGAAUACCCCUGAAGGUUUUGUGAAAAAUCCUGACUUUGUGAAGCAAGUUUUAUCAACUUACGGCAAAUAUGCUCACUUUGUUGUGGGUUGUGAAGUUGGAUUGAGGUCUCUUAAUGCAACUACCGAUCUUGUUAAUGCUGGUUUCAAGCAUGUGUUUGAUAUGGCUGGGGGUUAUGCUGCAUGGGUGGAGAGUGGAUUCCCUAUGAAGAGGCCCUCAGGAAAAGAAGUGGUCACUAUUGAAACUUACAAAGCUAAAAAUUUUCUCCAUGCAAUAUAUGGUUAUAUUGAUGUCAGUACUGAAGAGGAGUUCAAGAAGGGCCAUGUAGAUGUCAAGAGCAUUAUAAAUAUCCCUUACAUGUUCAAUACCUCUGAAGGUAUGGUGAAAAACCGUAACUUUGUGAAGCAGGUUUUAUCAGCUAGAGGCAAAUAUGCUCAUCUCGUCGUGGGUUGUCAAACUGGAUCCAGGUCUAUUAAUGCCAGUACUGAUCUGGUAAAAGCUGGUUUCAAGCAUGUGUUCUAUAUGGAUGGAGGCUACGCUGCAUGGGCGAAGAAUGGGUUCCCUGUGAAGAAGAUCUCGGGAACACAGGUGGCCGCUAUUGAUAUUUACAGAGCUAAAGCUCUUCUCCAUUCUGGAUAUGGUUAUCUUGAUAUCAGGACUGAAGACGAGUUGAAGAAUGGCCAUGUAGAUGUGAAGAACAUUCUAAAUAUCCCUUACUUGUUAAAUACCCCUGAAGGUUUUGUGAAAAAUCCAGACUUUGUGAAGCAGGUUUUAUCAGCUUACGACAAAUAUGCUCAUUUCGUCGUGGGUUGUGAAAUUGGAGUGAGAUCUCUUAAUGCAACUACCGAUCUCGUUAAUGCUGGUUUCAAGCAUGUGUUCAAUAUGGCUGGGGGUUAUGCAGCAUGGGUGGAGAAUGGGUUCCCUGCAAAGAGGCCUGCAGGAAAAGAAGUGGUCACUAUUGAAACUUACAAAGCUAAAAAUUUUCUCCAUGCAAUAUAUGGUUAUCUUGAUGUCAGGACUAACGAAGAGUUCAAGAAUGGCCAUGUAGAUGUAAAGAACAUUACAAAUAUCCCUUAUAGGUUCAAUACCACCGAAGGUAUGGUGAAAAAUCCUGAAUUUGUGAAGCAGGUUCUAUCAACUUGGGGCAAAUUUGCUCAUAUCGUUGUGGGUUGCCAAACUGGAUUGACGUCCAGUAAUGCAUCUUCUGAACUUGUUCAUGCUGGUUUCAAGCAUGUGUUCAAUAUGGAUGGGGGCUAUGCUGCAUGGGUGGAGGAUGGUUUUCCUGUGAAGAAGCCAUAAGUGGAGCUUUAGUCAUAUGAUUUUUGUUACCUAAGAGGCAUGAAAUAAGAAAUAUGUAUAUUUCUAUUUCUAAAUAAUUUUGCUUCACAAUUCUUGUAUUUUGUAUUGUAUUAUUGAUUUUUUCACCCGAAGGAUUAUACAAUAAAUUCUUACCAAAUUUUAU